Molecule: messenger RNA, 2262 nt
Organism: Misgurnus anguillicaudatus (oriental weatherfish)
Lineage: Eukaryota; Metazoa; Chordata; Actinopteri; Cypriniformes; Cobitidae
Source: RefSeq, a predicted model, not a curated record
AGCCCAGGAAGUCAAGUAGUUCAGGUCCAGUUUUAAAAGAAUAAUAGUUCUAAAAAAAAGUCUUGGAGAAAAACAAUAUUCAGGUUUGAAAUCCUGCUGUAAAUGUAAAUCAUUUAAUUUUUAUGCAUUUGUAAUUUACCAGAAACAUUUUAAUAAAUAUUGAUUGUUUUGUAUGUCCAGAAAAGUGUUGAAAUUAAACAGGGCUCGACAUAAAGGACUGCCCGGUUGCCCGGGGCCAGUGUGAGAGACGCUCGGGCCAGUAAACAGUAUUGUCACUUGCCCGAUCGGGCCAGUGCUCCCGCCCCCAUCACAAAAAUAUAUUUUUUGGCUGCAGCCGUUUGUCUGCAUGUAUUCUUAUGAAACGUUACCAUCGAGACGCAUUUUAAGCGUUGCGAACGUAAACUUCUUAGCAAUGUCAUACAUUUUCUCUUACCUUAUUGGUUGUUGUGGACACUGUUGCGUGUUUUGCGUAAUACGUCAGCUGGUAGUAGUAGAGCACAAAUAUGUUAAGAUGGCGGAGGCGCCGGCGCAUUCUAAUUAUGAGGCAAAACGUAAAAGAACCUUUUUAACAUCUUGGAAGCAGGCAUUUACCUGGAUAAAACACGACGAAAGAAACGAUGUGAUGUUUUGCACAGUUUGUCAUCAGUUUCCAGGUAAAGCAGACAAGUCGGGAUCUUUUUUCAUUGGCACCAGCAACUACCGCAAACAAAACCUUGAAGCUCACGAAAAAGGUCGACAGCACAUAGCGUGCAUGGUUGCUAAAAGGGUUGCUGAUAACCCUUCUUCUGGUCCACUGAACUUAAUGGUGAGACGUAUGAAUGACGAGAAUUUCCAGCGCAUCGAGAAACUUGUCAACACAGCAUAUCACGUCGUCAAGAAUGAACAGCCAUUCGUGUCAUUUGAAAAGUGUAUUGACUUGCUUAAAAUAAACGGGGUUGAUGUGGGAUCUCAGUACCACACAGAUGUUGCAUGUCAGAGGUAAGAAAUCUCUCGUUUAACAUCUUUACUAAUAGUUAAAUCUUUCCCCGCCAAUAUGAGUUUUUAAGACAAUCCAUAUUUCCGGUAAACCCACUAGGUGUCGCUCUUAACCAAUUUAUAAAACACUGAACCAUUUUACUGAUCUAAUCUGAUCUCUAACAAAAGUCCUUACAAAAAUGGAGUUAUCUCAGAAUUUGGUAUUUUAAAGGAACCUAUCCGUGAUGAAUAAAAAUGAAAAUGGAAUGAAAAAAAAUAUAUAUAUUUUGGUUGGCAAAAAAAAAACAGCUGGCGGGGAAAGAAAUAAGUCAGCUAAAUGCUCCACUGCUAUAUAUAAAUAUGUGCUAUAUAUUUUCUAUACUUCUAUUUGUUUCCAUCACGUUAUGAUUUUGACCUAUUAUAACUUCUUCUAAAUAUUUAUAAUUCUAGAUUCACAGAGACUAUCUUUGAGGUUCUUUGGGAAGAGAUGCUAACUGAGAUUAAGGCAGCCCACUUCAUUAGGGUGCUGGCAGAUUCUUCUUCAGAUUCUAGUGGAAGAGAGUUGGAGGGUGUUUAUGUUAGAAUCCUUCACAAAAGUAUUCCCAGAAAUAUAUUCAUUGGAGUGGAAGAACUGCCAAAUACUACUGCACCUGGACAUUACACUGCCAUCAAAAAUGGUAAUGAAAAACACAUCAAAAGAACUGUGUUGUAAUGAUGCAAAAUGUUGAACUCUUUGUAUUGCUUCUUCAGAAAGCAGAUCUUCUUGAUUGGAGGGAACAGAUAGUAGGAUUUGGCUCAGAUGGAGCGGCUGUUAUGGUGGGGAAGCAUGGAGGUGUUGCAACAUUGAUGAGGCAAGAUGUUCCACACCUUAUUAACCACUGCUUAGGACAUGGAAUAGAGUUGGCUGCUCUUGAUACAAUCAAUGCCCAUGAAAAAAUGAAGAGAGUAAUGGAUAUGCUUAAAGGACUGUACAAGCAGUAUCAUUAUUCCCCAAAAGCUUGGAGAGAGUUAAAAGAGGUGGGGGAUAUGCUAAACCAGAAGGUAUGGAAGCCCACUAAUUUAGGAGGAACAAGAUCUGCAAGUGCUGACAUGAUUGGUCGAGCCAAACAAUGCCUUUAUUUACUCAAGGAUUAUGAGCAGCUGUCAUUCAUUGUGCUGGUGCAAGACAUCCUUAAGACCCUUAGCAGGUAUGUUAUAAUUUAUAAUUUGUUUGUUAAAAUAGUACUGUAGUUUAGGUAUACAAUGUCACUUUUUGCAGUUUAAGUCUCAAACUCCAGGAGGAUGGCCUGACCCUACCACAGGCUUUGC